AGAUUUAAAAACGAAAGAGUUCCAGAGACCAAGUGCAGGAUUUAGGUGGACUUCUGUCUAUGAGAGUAGAAAAUAUCUGGCUCAGAGUAAGUGGGAUGUGGGGAGAUGAAAAUUACCCCCUUGGCAUUGCAUCUGCAACAAAGUGUUUCUGAAUCAUAGGUGAGAAAUUACUGGUGUGUUUUCAACAGACUAUCAACUCAUAGUGAUUUGGUAGCAGCAACUGGAAGAAUUACUCUGUCGAUUUAGAUUCUCUUACCCAGAAAAGGUUUUCUGCUUUGCUGAAAGGCAUUGAAUGUUUGCCUGUUGUGUUGGAAGCCACCCUGAGUCCCCACAGGAGGAGAAUUUUGGGUUUUGUGGAAUCUCAUCAUCAUGUGGAGGAUCUUGCUUUUUGUCCUAGUCUCCCCGCAGCUCCUGAUUGUGCAGAAUGCCUGCUUACAUGGGGCGUGUUACCCACCUGUUCGAGAUCUCCUUAUUGGAAGAAUCCAUCACUUGAAAGCCUCUUCUACCUGUGGACUUGUCCAGCCAGAAACUUACUGCACUCCAUAUGGGGAAUGGCAACUGAAAUGUUGUCGGUGUGAUUCCAGAACCCCUCAUGUGUUCAACAGUCACCGGGUAGAAAAUGUCCUGUCUUCGGCUGGACACAUAAGAUGGUGGCAGUCCCAGAAUGAUGUGAAUCACGUCUCUCUUCAGCUAGAUCUCGAUAAGAAGUUUCAGCUUGAUAGCAUCCUGAUGGACUUCAGGAGCCCUUUGCCAGUUGGAAUGGUGAUCGAGCGUUCCACCGACUUUGGCACAACCUGGAAGGUUUAUCAAUACUUGUCCACAGAUUGUGCCACAUCAUUUCCACGGAUCUCCAGUGGUCUCCCUCAAACAUGGCAGGAUGUGCGUUGCCAGGAUAUGCAGACUCAGCACAGACCACCUCAGAAUGGUGGAAAGAUUGAGUUCAACCCCAUUGGUCUUGCAUCUGGGAUGACAACAUCUCAUAGCCAAAAUGUCAACAAUCUGGCAGAAUUCACCAACUUGAGAGUGAAUUUCACACAGCUGUCCCACCUUCCACACCAGGGAUAUCGAUUGCCUAGUGCUUUCUAUGCCUUGACUGAAAUGCAAGUGCAAGGGAGCUGCUUCUGUCAUGGACAUGCUGACCGCUGUGCUGUCCCCGAUGCUUCUUCUGGAGAACCCAGUGCUAUGAUUCAUGGACGUUGUGUGUGCCAGCACAACACUGCUGGGGCAAAUUGUGACCAUUGUGCAGCAUUUUACCAUGACCAGCCAUGGAGACCUGCUGAAGACAACAGUCCCAAUGAAUGCCGCCGAUGCAACUGUAAUGGACAUUCCAACAGGUGUCAUUUUGAUCCAUCUGUGUAUGAGGCCAACGGAAGUAUAAGUGGUGGUGUGUGUGAAGAUUGUCAGCACAAUACAGCAGGGCAACAUUGUGAACAUUGCAAGACCAACUUUUUCCGUAACCAACGAUUUGAUCUUGGCCACCCAGAAGCUUGCCUCCCUUGUGAAUGUGAUCCAGAUGGCACUGUUCCUGGUUCAAGUUGUGACCCUCUGAAUGGCCGCUGCGUCUGUAAGAACAAUGUACAGGGAGACCGUUGCCACCUAUGCAAGCCUGGAUUCACACAGUUAACCAACUCCAAUCCCCAGGGCUGCCGAGAUUGUGCCUGCAACGUCUUGGGCAGCCGCCGUAACAUGCCCUGUGAUGAUGAAACCGGGCACUGUUUCUGCCUUCCUAAUGUGGUGGGAGAGAAGUGUGAUGCCUGUGCUGCAAAUCACUGGAAAAUUGCAAGUGGUGAAGGGUGCCAACCCUGCCAGUGCAGCCCACAAAAUUCUCUCAGCCUGCAAUGUAACCAGUUUACAGGGCAGUGCCCAUGUAGAGAAGGGUAUGGAGGUUUGACCUGCUCUGCUCUAGAAAUCCGGGUUUGUCCAGAUCGGUCUUAUGGCGAUAUCAGAACAGGAUGUAGAGCUUGUGAUUGCAGUUUUGAAGGCACAGAAGAAAUGGGCUGUGACAAGCUGACAGGGCGGUGCCUUUGCAAGUCUGGUUUUACUGGAUCCCGCUGUGACCAAUGCCAGCGAGGUUACUGUGAUAAACACCAAUACUGUGAGGCAUGCCACCCCUGCUUCCAGAACUAUGAUGAUGAUCUCCAUCAGUUGGGUUUGCGUCAGGCCACCUUGAAAAAUUCCACACAGCUGCUUCCAGUGGGGACAAUGAGCUCUGGCUUCAGUACCCGCCUCUUAGAAGCAGGAAAUGAAAUCCAGCGCAUCCAAGAGAUUCUGGAAAAUCCUCUUACAACAGAGCAGGAACUGGGUCAGGUGACUAAAGCCAUUGCUGCAAUCAGGAAGAACAUUGAAGGUUUAAGCUCAGAAAUCCCUCUGAUGGAUGAAGUGUCCUCCCUGUCCUUAGAUGUUGAAGCUCUUGAUAAGAGUCUACUUCUGCUAACUGCACAGUAUCAAAACAAGGAAGCACUGUUAAAAGCCAGCCGCAGUACAGACCUUUCAGGAGCAUUCAAGACUGUCAGCUCUGCAUAUCAGACAUCGUUCAAUGCCAGUAGGCGGAUAGCUGGAUCUUCUACACUACUGGCUAAGGCUUUGGAAAACAGGCAAAGUGCUGAGAAACUUGAAAGUCGCCUUACAGGUCUUGGGUCAGAAUUAGAAGCUCUCCAGAAUGAAAUGGCAUUCUCUCCAAACUUGACUCCAGUCAUUAAUAAGAUUUGCAGUGGUAUCAGAUCGGAGAUCUGCUCCCCUGGGGAAUGUGUUGGAGAACUGUGCCUCAAGCAGAACACAGUAGAAUGUAGUGCUGGCCUGAGCUGCAAGGGGAUCUUUUCCCUUUCUGGCAACUCCAUCCAAACGGCCCAGAAAACAACCCAAGAGAUUCGCAACCUGAGUAUCCGACUUCAAGAAACUACACAAAUGAUCAGAGAUAUGGAAGCAGCUGCCAGCAAAAUUCAGACAAAUGCCCGAAGCCUGGGAGAUCAAAUGAGUACAACUCGGACGCAGCUAGAGGAGGAUGUUCAGCGCACCCAGCAGUUCAUCCGCCAAGUCCGGAACUUCUUGUCAGACCCAGACAUUGAUGCUGCUACCAUCCAGCAGGUCAGUGAGUUUGUUCUCUCCCUUCAUCUUCCUACUGACUCUGCUACGGUUCUCCAAAAAAUGAAUGAGAUCCAGAAUUUGGCUGCUAAGCUUCGGUGCCCUGAGGACAUCAUUGCCCAAACAGCUGGGGAUAUUGCUAAGGCCAAAAAGCUACUGCAAGAAGCUGAACAAGCCAGGAAUCGAGCCAAUGCUAUUGAAGGCAAUGUGGAAGAUGUGGUGGAGAAUUUGAGACAAGCAAGAACAGUACUUCAGGAGGCUGAAGAUACUAUCAGUGGCUCCAGUUAUUCCCUCCGACUCAUCCAAGACCGCCUUGAUGAGAUACAGACUGUCCUUGGUCCAUCUCAGCAGAGUUUGAGGGCCAUCAGUGAUCAACUGGACACCUUCACACAGAGCUUUAGUCAGCUACAAAACAAAGCCAGUCAGAACCUGCGGAGGGCUGCAGAUGCUCAACAGAGAGCAACAGAAGCCAUUGAUGAAGCAAGAAGCACUCAGCAGAGAAUGGAACAAGUGACCAAAAAAUAUUCAGAACUGAAAAAUCGGAUAGGACAAGGAGUGAACAUGGGUGCACAAAGGACUCGGGUCCAAAAUGCUCACAUGGAAGCUGAUACAUUGUUUAAAGAAGCUUUGAAUAUGAUGGCCAAAAUGGAAGGUAUAGGAGCAGAGAUCCAGAUGAGUAACAAGGAGCUUGUCCUUGAGUCAGCCAAGCUGGCAGGCUUAGAAGGAAAAGUGGAAACAAUUCGUGACUAUAUCAGCCGCCGAGUUACAUAUUAUGCCACCUGCACGGAUUAGAACAGGUUGUUGUUAUUUCCCAAUGGAUGCCUUUUCUUCUGUGUUUUCCUACAUGCAAAUAAAGCAACAUUAUCAGCCUUUAA
Molecule: messenger RNA, 3956 nt
Organism: Anolis sagrei ordinatus
Lineage: Eukaryota; Metazoa; Chordata; Lepidosauria; Squamata; Anolidae
Source: RefSeq, a predicted model, not a curated record